AUGACGACGAAAACUGGGUUUGUGGGCACCACCGGGACGGUCGCCAUAGUCAAUGGGACCGAUUUGCAUGUGGCCUAUGUCGGAGACAGUCCGGCGUAUCUAUAUCAUACUAAUGGUGAGUUUGACCCACUGAUCAUCCCUCACAAUCCGAUGAAUCCGGUGGAGAAGGCGCGUGUGAAGGAGGUCGGCGGCAGUAUUGUCACUUU
This is a messenger RNA of Sphaeroforma arctica JP610, 206 nucleotides long. RefSeq lists its product as hypothetical. The transcript is spliced from 3 exons. The annotation marks the transcript as partial. The record is from RefSeq and is a predicted model, not a curated record. Lineage: Eukaryota; Ichthyosporea; Ichthyophonida.